Molecule: messenger RNA, 1129 nt
Organism: Dreissena polymorpha
Lineage: Eukaryota; Metazoa; Mollusca; Bivalvia; Myida; Dreissenidae
Exons: 4
Coding region: 102-893 (263 amino acids)
Source: RefSeq, a predicted model, not a curated record
CGAAAUUGUGAACGCGCUGACUUUUUGGUCACGUGAUUACAGCGCACUUUAGCAGACGACUACAGUUGCAGUUACAGUCAGUAAGGUAUAAAGACGGCUUAAUGUAUUCUCCGGUGCAAGAGGUGCCGUCUACUCCUUUGUUGAACCUCCGGAACACGCGCGUGUCCGCUGAGGCACAGACACCGGAUGCUGUUGUUCCGGACACCUACAGUCAGAGCAGCCAAGAUGAGUCUUACAGCGUUCCGGGGACGCCACGCGCACUUGCGGUCCCUUUAACACCAUUGGCACCGGUUGCGAGGUCCAUCAUUAGGUGCACAGCAACCAGUUCUGGUAGAAGAUAUGUUUAUGACCCAUCGUUUAGACAACGGUCGCCUCUAGUCGGAACGUGCGCGAACGAGCAGGUCGUUCCGUGUACCCCAGGCAGUCUCAAGCUGGAAGCGUUCUCAACACCGGACACCCCAUCCCGACCCGCCGCGCACAAGAGACCACGGCACAUGGCAUUCACAUCCACGCUAGGGAGCGAUUUCAGAGACCAUACGCCGGUACGAACCUCGCCGCUCUUGUUUUCAAGUGAAGCCCGCCUAGGGUCCAUGCCAAGUAACGGUCCGUUUGAAGCGAGCCUAUCAGGGAUGACUCCUUCCGGUGCAGCAGACGAGGUGUAUGAAUCACGUGAUCUUAAUGCAUCACAUGAUCACUUGCGUGCUUUGUUUAGUGUAUCGACGCCGCAUUGUGGCAACAGGGGUGGCGGUGGAGCGAUUAGUAGGUCUCGUAAGCGCAAAAGGCCCCUUCGCGAAACAGUCGCACGUGCUCGGCGCUCGCCAGCCGACAUAUCCAAUGGCAACACGAGAGGACAUGAAGGUGACCGAACGCAGGACUUCCUUGAUAUCAUUUAAAAGCCGCCCCGUGUUGCCGCCUUGUAAGUUUUAUUUAUUUUUUUGUUUUGUUUUUAACUGUAGUCUGUAACCAUGUGUAAUCCAAUAAUUGUUUUAUUUGCACACAUGUUCAAUAAAGAACAUUCUAAUGCAUCUUUCUGUACUAUGCCGAUAAGUUUUACAAGAAGGAACAAUUUUUCUUGUCGAUUUGCUUUCUGUUCAUCAUGAUAAAAUGUUAUUUAAGAAUGCUAACACUU